This is a messenger RNA of Didymodactylos carnosus, 405 nucleotides long. The record is from the annotation of a GenBank genome assembly. Lineage: Eukaryota; Metazoa; Rotifera; Eurotatoria; Philodinida; Philodinidae.
AUGGACGGAAACACAUGGUAUCAAGAACGGUUAGAUGGUGAUGAGGGUGACCUAUGGCGACAAGCAAGAUAUUUAUUUUUAUUUAAUAAAACUUAUGCAUCAGUACUCAAUUUGUUUGAGUUAGAAGUCGAUAUUUUUGAUGAUCUGCCUAGACCGAUAGCUAUUAGAAAAGAAGAAAACAGUCGGCACAUAGUUGAAAAUGCUGAUCAGCCGAUGAGGGAGCAAUCAUGGACAGUAGAAGUUAAACAAUUUGUUCGGAUUCUAUUAGAUCGUAUUGUGACAAGAUGGAAACCAGAAUAUAUGAAUGUAAAACGAAUAUCAAUUCAAAAAUUACAUGAAAGUUUAACGCCAGUACCACUGGAACAAAUACUAUCAACAUUCGGUAAAGCACAAAGCUUCGAUUAA